Dictyostelium purpureum is the source of this 861-nucleotide messenger RNA. RefSeq lists its product as uncharacterized. The transcript has 4 exons. Gene Ontology annotation, biological process: rRNA (guanine-N7)-methylation. Gene Ontology annotation, cellular component: nucleolus. Gene Ontology annotation, molecular function: rRNA (guanine) methyltransferase activity. The record is from RefSeq and is a predicted model, not a curated record. NCBI's taxonomy places the organism in Eukaryota, Evosea, Eumycetozoa, Dictyosteliales, Dictyosteliaceae. The coding region runs from base 1 to 861 and encodes 286 amino acids.
AUGAGUCGUCCAGAACACAUAGCCCCACCAGAAAUCUUUUAUGAUGAUACUGAAGCAAAGAAAUAUUCAUCAAAUUCACGUAUUAUCGAAAUUCAAAGUAAAAUGGCUGAAAGAGCUUUUGAAUUAUUAGCAAUUCCACAAGAAUCAGAAGGAUUAUUAUUUUUAGAUAUUGGUUGUGGUUCAGGUAUUAGUGGUGAUGUUUUAACAGAUUCAGGACAUCAAUGGAUUGGAUGCGAUAUUUCAUCAAGUAUGUUGGAUGUAGCAGUUGACAGAGAGGUUGAAGGUGAUGUAAUGUUAAGGGAUAUUGGUCAAGGUUUUCCUUUUAGACCAGGUACAUUUGAUGGUGCAAUUUCAAUUUCAGCUAUUCAAUGGCUUUGUAAUGCAGAGAAAUCACAUCACAACCCAAGAAAGAGACUUCAUGUAUUCUUUCAAUCAUUAUUUAAUGUUUUAGCAAGAGGUGCCAAAGCAAUCCUUCAAUUCUAUCCAGAGAAUGCCGCACAAAUCGAAAUGAUUACUGCAUCAGCACUUCGUUGUGGUUUUAGUGGUGGUCUUUUAAUCGAUUUCCCAAACAGUACCAAAGCAAAGAAAUACUUUUUAGUUUUAUUCACUGGUAAUAACUCUGUUAUGCCUGCUGCCAAAGGUAUUAAUGGUGAAAUCGAAAUGGAUGAAGAAGAAGAUUCAAAUGAAGUUAAAUUUACAAAUAGAAAACGUGAUAGAAGACGUGUUGGUAAAUCAAGGGGCAGUGCAUUAAAGAAGACUAAAGAAUGGAUUAUGAAUAAAAAAGAUAGACAAAGAAAACAAGGUAAAGAAGUUAAAAAUGAUUCUAAAUUCUCUGGUCGUAAAAGAGGUCCAAAGUUUUAA